Psammomys obesus (fat sand rat) is the source of this 4709-nucleotide messenger RNA. It is a transcript of the gene Slc41a1, whose product is annotated as solute carrier family 41 member 1. Bases 1010 to 2554 code for a protein of 514 amino acids. NCBI's taxonomy places the organism in Eukaryota, Metazoa, Chordata, Mammalia, Rodentia, Muridae. Gene Ontology annotation, cellular component: plasma membrane. Gene Ontology annotation, biological process: monoatomic cation transport. Gene Ontology annotation, molecular function: monoatomic cation transmembrane transporter activity. The transcript has 11 exons. The record is from RefSeq and is a predicted model, not a curated record.
CCACUCGCUCUGCCCCAGAUCACGUUUGCCACCCACAGCCAACCACUCUUGUCCAAGUCCGCGGGCAAGAGGCGAUUGGGGACGAGCGAACUCGGCACCCCAGGCUCCGUCCGGUCUCUGCCGGCCCGAGGCGGAAUAUCCUGCCCUCCAGGCCACCUCCCCAUCGUGGAAUCAGAGCGGCGGCCUCUCAGGAAGGCAGAAGCGAAAUGUAGCGAGCCGGGUGUCGCGGUUGGACGCUUGCCUUGGCUGGGGGUGUAGCGGGGCACACGCGGGGUCUCGAGGAGGACGGCUGAGGGAAAGGAGUGAUGAGAACAGGGGGUACCCUGCACCCCCCGAUACCGCGGGCCCCUGCUGCUACUCUCCAGGCGUUCUUCCUCCCCAGCAAGACGCAGGUGUUCCACACAGACUCUUGUGACUUUAAGGACCAGGCAACUGAAAAAGCACAAGAUCUUCUCAAGAAGGGAAGAGAUCUCUGGGAGAGAAGGGAAAGACAGCAAAUACUGUCCUGGGACCAGCUGAGCCCAAGGGGUUGUGGGAAGCCAAAGGCAGCCAGCAAGAGUGGGAAGAAGCUGCAGCCUCAGGUUGAGCCUGUGUUCUGAACAAUCUGAACUCAUUCAGCUUUGCACAAAAGAGGGCUGCAGUAUCAGGCACUCCAGACUCAGGUGGAGCCCUUUUCUUUUGCAUGCCCCUGCCCUGAGGAGCUGGCCACUGAGAACCAAAGAUUGCCCCUCAGCAUAGCCAGAGCUUCUGGGGGCAUGCACCCACACCCCUAGUGGCAGCUGCUGCAUCUAGUGAAGAGUUUGUUAACUUCCAGCUCCAGGCUGCAUUGCUUGAUGGGGCUGCCUUUUGAUAGAUCAGUUUUUACAGUGUCCGGUAGGAGUGGAGAGCCGUGGGAAGAGGUCCUGCGGCACUCAAGCCUGGAUUCACCCCAAGACUAAGUUCUUUCCUGAGCUAAAAAUCGAAGAGAGAAAGAAAAAUAAAUUCUUCCCUCCUCUCCUCCCUGCCUGUCAUGUCCUCUAAGCCAGAGCCAAAGGACAUCCACCAGCCUAACGGUACUGGCCCUACUUCCUCUCCCUGCUCUUUGGAUGGCCCUGGGCGAGAGCCCUUGGCUGGGACCUCAGAGUUCCUGGGGCCUGAUGGGGCUGGGGUAGAGGUGGUAGUGACUGAGUCUCGAGCUAACGCCAAGGGAGUUCGGGAGGAGGACGCGCUGCUGGAGAAUGGGAGCCAGAGCAAUGAAAGUGACGAUGUCAGCACAGACCGCGGCCCUGCGCCACCCUCCCCGCUCAAAGAGACCUCCUUUUCCAUUGGACUGCAAGUGCUGUUCCCCUUCCUUCUGGCAGGCUUUGGGACCGUGGCAGCUGGCAUGGUGUUGGACAUUGUGCAGCACUGGGAGGUCUUCCAGAAGGUGACAGAGGUCUUCAUCCUGGUGCCUGCACUGCUGGGGCUCAAAGGGAACUUGGAAAUGACCCUAGCAUCAAGGCUAUCCACCGCAGCCAACAUUGGACAAAUGGACACACCUAAGGAGCUCUGGCGGAUGAUCACAGGGAAUAUGGCCCUUAUCCAGGUACAGGCCACAGUGGUAGGCUUCCUGGCAUCCAUCGCAGCCGUUGUCUUUGGCUGGAUCCCUGAUGGCCACUUUAGUAUCCCGCAUGCCUUCCUGCUAUGUGCCAGCAGCGUGGCUACAGCCUUCAUUGCCUCCUUGGUGCUGGGUAUGAUCAUGAUUGGAGUCAUCAUUGGGUCUCGAAAAAUUGGAAUCAACCCAGACAAUGUGGCCACGCCCAUCGCUGCUAGCCUGGGCGACCUCAUCACAUUGGCUCUCCUGUCUGGCAUCAGCUGGGGACUCUACCUAGAACUGAAGCACUGGCGAUACAUCUACCCCCUGGUGUGUGCCUUCUUUGUGGCCCUUCUGCCUGUCUGGGUAGUGCUGGCCCGAAGAAGCCCAGCCACAAGGGAAGUGUUGUAUUCCGGCUGGGAGCCUGUCAUUAUUGCCAUGGCCAUCAGCAGUGUGGGAGGCCUCAUCUUGGACAAGACUGUCUCAGACCCCAACUUUGCAGGAAUGGCUGUCUUCACACCUGUGAUUAAUGGUGUUGGGGGCAAUCUGGUGGCCGUGCAGGCCAGCCGCAUCUCCACCUUCCUCCACAUGAAUGGCAUGCCAGGGGAGAACUCCGAGCCAACUCCUCGCCGCUGCCCCAGUCCAUGCACCACCUUCUUCAGCCCUGAUGUGAAUUCACGCUCAGCCCGGGUCCUCUUCCUCCUUGUGGUCCCAGGACACCUGGUGUUCCUCUACACCAUCAGCUGUAUGCAGGGUGGGCAUACCACCCUUACACUCAUCUUCAUCAUCUUCUACAUGACAGCUGCACUGCUCCAGGUGCUGAUUCUCCUGUACAUCGCAGAUUGGAUGGUGCACUGGAUGUGGGGCCGGGGCCUGGACCCAGACAACUUCUCCAUCCCAUACUUGACUGCUCUGGGGGACCUUCUUGGCACUGGGCUCCUGGCACUCAGCUUCCAUGUCCUCUGGCUCAUUGGGGACAGAGACACAGACGUUGGGGACUAGCAUAGCCACUCAGCCUUUUCCCCACCCUUCUGCACUUUCUAUUUAGAUUUUUUUCUCCUCUUAUUUUCCUACCCAACCCUACACUACACUCCCACAGUCUUUCUGGGAUUUCACUUUGAUACAAAAUUCUCAUUAUUUUCAAUGGGAAUGUUUAUACAUUGAGCCAAGUUUGGAUAGUGAGAAUUCAGGAAGGACAGAUGGGCUGAAAUAAGCAGUAAAGGAAGACCUCUGAGACAAUCACCAAGUGCAAUUCCAUGGGGUGAGAGGGUGCCUCCAGGGCGGUAGAUUGGGACCUUGGCAUUCUGUCUGGCAUCUGGGGACCUUUGCAUUAGCUUUAGCAACCGCAGCCUUGGCCCUAAGGAGAAGCUCUUUAUAAAUGGGCUCUGGGUUGUUUUUGGUUUGGUUUCAGAGAGGGGGGAGGGAUAAUUAACACUCCCACAGCUGCAUGUACUUGUAUAGAAAUGGACCAACUUCAAAGCACUGAGCAGGUGAAAGUUGUUUCAGCUCCUAGUAGUCACAGCUCUGUUCUAGGCCAGAGUCAGGUGAACUGACAAUUCCAUCUGUGCACAUGUGCCUUGCCCGACUGCCUGACCCCACUUUGUAGCUGGAUGAGUGGUGGCCUGAUGCUCCUUGUAGAUCCACGUCACCCACAGGUUUCCAAAUGUCCACAUGCCCCCUGAGUCUAGAGAACCCAGUGUCUGCUCAGGCCUCCUCUCUAACUGUAUCUGAUCAUUCCCUUUCCCCAUAGCUUGCCAGACAGGCUUUUAAGAUUGGGGAUAGGUCAAGGAAAUGUGGCAAAUGACAUGAUGAUUGAUGGAACCUGGGGGUGUCUCACUGCUGUUUCUCAUGAGGACAUCACCACAUGAUUUGUCUUGGCCUCUGUCACUUCCUAAAAGCACUCAAUUCUGUCAUACCAGAGGUCGGUUGGCCUUUCUCUCGGCUCCUGCCCAUUCGCCAUUCGUUCACUCAUUCAGCAAAUCUUGGCCUCCCCAAGAUGAGCCUUUUUCCAUGGUGUGGCCUGCAAUAAUUCUUCACUGAGCAAUAGUUAUGGGGUGCCUACUGUGUUAGGUACAGUGCCAGACAUUGACUAGCCAGUGCUAAGAGGGUCACAUCUCUAACCUCACCUCAUUCCCUGCGUUACAGAGGCCAUGCACCCCUUUCAAUCUGGCGGUAAAGUCCCCUCAUUGUAGGUAUCUGUGCCUACUUCAAGGCAAGUUCUGCCUCAUUCCCUCUUUAGACCCUAACUCUGCAGUGAUUGCCAACCCCAUUACUCAAGCAGUUUCGUGUCCUAAAAUGCCCUCCCCUCACCUUCUCUACGCACUCAGAAGAGAAUUUAGAAUUAGCAAGAUGGACAUCAUUUGGCUGCUUCAGUAUCUGUUUUGUACAUGAUUAGAAGAAAACUGGAGCCCACUCCCCACACAUAGUUCCAAAUGGCUCAACAACUGGGGUGCAGGUGUUUUUCUAGCCUGUUUUGUCAAGAGCCCAUAAAUUCCUCCCCUGUGCAGCCUAAAAGAUCAGCCUCCAAGGAAAGGAUUAAACAAUGCCCUGUGUCUGCAAAUACUGUGCUGAGACCUACAGAGUCUCUUUUCUCACCCUCAUUUUCUCCCAUAUCAUCUGAAAUCAUAGAACCUUAGAACUGGAAGGAUUCCUAGAGGUUAUCUAGUUGCAGUUGUGUCAAGCAGAUUAAUACCAAUCUGAGCUUGUUUCUGCUCUGCCCUCUGGCCUAACUCCACCCAAAACACAGACUCUUGUACAGGCAACCAGACUCUGUGACUGUAGCCCCAGGGUCCCCAGCCACUUACCUUACCCUGAUUUCUGGAGUUGGAUCAGGUUGUCUGGAGACUGAAAAAGCAUCCCUCUUCCUUUGCCUAGAAAACAGAAAGGUAGGUACACCCAAGCUCGGCGCUUGUGAGCAGAGGAGGACUGUAGUGAGAGGCAAGUGACUUCAGUAGGAGACUUCACUUCUUCCCUCCCGGGUGCACCUAUUGCAUGUACUUUUGGCCUAACUGGAAGAAACAAAAUUGGUUUACUUUCAUAUCCUUCAAAAAUUACAGAACUGUGUCUUAAGAGAAUUAUUUAUAGUUACUAUAACUGAAUUGACAAAUGUCAACUUAACUGAUAAAUUAUAUUUGGUAAAAUAAAAUGGAAGUUUAUU